This is a messenger RNA of Hyla sarda, 2763 nucleotides long. RefSeq names its product hedgehog interacting protein (gene HHIP). NCBI's taxonomy places the organism in Eukaryota, Metazoa, Chordata, Amphibia, Anura, Hylidae. The coding region runs from base 184 to 2268 and encodes 694 amino acids. The transcript has 13 exons. The record is from RefSeq and is a predicted model, not a curated record.
UGAGAGCCCCGAGGAGAUGUGAGAGCAGCACAGUCACAGGCAGCUGUAGAGGAGAGGGGAUUCCAGCACUGUGCCAAACUCUUAGACACGUCCCAUCCACCAGCACUAAGCCCUGCCCUACCUGCACACAGGACACCUGGUCUGUUGCUCAGGACUCUCUUAGUGGACUGUGCAGGGAAGAAGAUGCUGAUGUUCCAGUGGAUGCUUUUUUGGGGAGCUGCUAUUCUGCUGAUUCUGGAAUGUGAAGCUAAAUAUGGGGAGAAGAGUGACUCUGGAGUCAGAAGGAGAAGGUGCCUGAAUGGGAACCCACCAAAACGUGUGAAAAAGAGACAUAGAAAGUUACAGAGCCUGGACCUGGGGGGAGCUGGAUGUAGAGGACUGUAUCCCCGACUCUCCUGCUGCCCAAAACCUGAAAGCACAGGAAUGCAUAUAGAUCCCAAGAUAUUUUCAGUUACCAACAACACAGAAUGUGCAAAAAUAUUGGAAGAAAUCAGAUGUGCCUACUGUUCACCACAUGCCCAGAAUCUCUUCCAUCCUCCAGAGAGCACCAACACAUUUGAAAGGCUACUGAUGCUCCCAACCUUAUGCAAGGACUAUUGUAAAGAAUUCUAUUACACAUGCCGAGGACAGAUACCAGGCUUAAUCCAAAUCACUGCUGAUGAAUUCUGUUUCUACCAUGGGAUGAGGGACAGCGGUCUGUGCUUUCCAGACUUUCCAAGAAAACAAGUGCGAGGACCAGCAUCAAACUACUUGGACCAAAUGGAGGAGUAUGACAAAGUGGAAGAGAUCAGCAGAAAGCACAAGCACAACUGCUACUGCAUUCAAGAGGUUAUGAGAGGCUUGAGGCAGCCAGUUGGAGCUAUGCAUAGUGGAGAUGGAUCACACCGACUCUUUAUCCUGGAAAAGGAAGGAUAUGUGAAGAUUCUUACCCCAGAAGGAGAUUUAGUAAAGGAGUCUUUCCUGGACAUACAUAAAGUGGUCCAAAGUGGAAUAAAGGGAGGAGAUGAAAGAGGACUGCUAGGCCUUGCAUUCCAUCCCAAUUAUAAGAAAAAUGGAAAGCUGUAUGUGUCAUACACCACCAACCAAGAGCGGUGGGCCAGCGGACCUCACGACCACAUUCUUCGAGUUGUAGAGUAUACAGUAUCUAGGAAGAACCCCAGUCAAGUGGAUGUGAGAACCGAGAGGAUGUUUCUUGAAGUAGCAGAGCUGCACAGAAAACACCUGGGAGGACAGCUCUUGUUUGGUCCAGAUGGCUUCUUAUAUAUUUUUCUUGGAGAUGGAAUGAUAACUAUUGACGACAUGGAAGAAAUGGAUGGUUUGAGUGACUUUACAGGAUCAGUACUAAGAUUAGAUGUUGACAUUGAUGGAUGCAGUGCUCUAUACUCUGUACCAAAAAGCAAUCCUCACUUCAACAGUACAAACCAGCCUCCUGAAAUCUUUGCACAUGGACUUCAUAAUCCAGGCAGGUGUGCCGUUGAUCGUCAUUCCAAGGAUAGCAGUAUGAACUCAACAAUUCUUUGCUCAGAUUCCAGCACCAAGAACAGGUCAAAUUCCCGAAUAUUACAGAUCAUUAAAGGAAAAGAUUAUGAAAAUGAGCCUCCACUCUUAGAAUUCAAGCCACUAAGCAACGGGCAAACAGUUGGUGGUUUUAUAUACAGAGGCUGUCAGUCGGAACGGCUAUAUGGAAGCUAUGUAUUUGGAGACCGUUACGGAAACUUUCUAACGCUUCACCAGAACUCCAUCACCAAACAAUGGCAGGAGAAACCAUUCUGUCUUGGCAGCGGAGCUUCCUGCAGAGGACCCUUCACAGGACACAUUUUGGGUUUCGGAGAAGAUGAACUAGGUGAAGUCUACAUACUGUCAAGCAGUAAAAGCAUGACUCAGACACACAGUGGAAAACUUUACAAGAUCAUUGACCCCAAAAGAGCUACAAUGCCUGAAGAAUGUAAACGGACAGUGAUACCGCCACAGCCUUUGUCAUCGGAGUGUUCCCGACACUGUAAAAAUGGCAACUGUACACCGACAGGAAAAUGCUGCUGUAAUCAAGGAUGGGAAGGAGAAUUGUGUCGAAUUGCAAAAUGUGAGCCAGCAUGUCGACAUGGAGGUGUCUGCGUGAGGCCAAACAAGUGUUUAUGUAAAAAAGGUUACCUGGGCCCACAGUGCGAGCAAGUGGAUAGAAACAUUCGGAGAGUGGCCAGGGCAGGUAUUCUAGACCAGAUCAUUGACGUGACAUCAUAUUUGCUGGAUCUUACCACCUACAUUGUAUAGUUAUCACGGACUGCUUGUAUAUGUUCUAAACGGGCAUUUAUUUUUAAACCAUGUAAAUUAAACAAACAAAAAAGGACUUUGUAAUUCUGCUCUAAAUCCCUGUGUUUUAAAAUAUUUUUAUUAAUUUAAAUAUAUUGUCCAUAAAAGUGAGUUUGUGUGUGUAAUUUAUGAAUAUUUGAGUGUAUAUGUAUGUGUGAAGAUAUAGACAAUAUUCAUUUAUUAAACUUUCUGGUAUUGUAAACACUGGCUGCGACAAGGUCAUGUGAGCAAGAUUAUACUUUUGGUUGUUUCUAAAAUAACAUUAAAAUAGUUAUUUAGAUUAAAAUUUGUCAUGUGUACAGUAUUUCAUUUGUAUCUACCAUGGGAGGGACAUUUUUUCAUAAAUCACUUUUUUGCUUUUUUUAUAUUAUUAUCUCAGGUAAUUGCCUUUUUAGCUUUCACAGGUCAUUUUACUAUAUUAUAAUAGUAAUGCAAAAAGUAUUCUUUGCAAUAAAC